GUGGUGACUUCUCCUUGCAUGCAUUCUCCAGGUGCUGGAUGAAUGUGGUCCCCACCAAAGCGAUCCGACGGUUCUGAAUCUCCAGCUGAGGGCCAUAUCCAAGCAGUCAAACCUUCAACCUAUGACAGUCACAAGCAUCGACAAUGCCGCAAAGAACCCGAAAAGGAUAACAAGCUGGAUCAGUAGCAUCAACGAUCUGCACAAGUCAAAGCCCCCUCCACAGGUCAAUUACAGUAAGGCUAUGCCUGACAUUGAGAAGCUCAUGCAGGAAUGGCCACCCGAAAUCGAGGAGCUGCUUGCGAGGAUUCAACUCCCAACAGCUGACCUGGAUGUCGAUCUGCAAACAUUUGUCAGAGUUCUGUGCACAAUUCUCGACAUACCAUUGUAUGACAACCUGGUUGAAUCGCUUCAUGUCAUGUUCACGUUGUACCUAGCGUUCAAGAACAACCCACACUUCGCUCAGCAAGCACAGUGGGACACCCGCAGCGUGGACCCCUCUGUCAAAGUAACCUUCACAUGAAGUCAUGCACCUCUCUUCAGCUACCCCACUUUGCACUGAUUGCUUAACUUCACCAGAGGAGGGACAGGAGAAGGUCGUCUUCAUAUCGCCACUGUGCUGAACCUUUCCGGAAUAUUAAUGCAGAUCACUUUCCCACCAUAAUGCGCUUAUUGCAGAUCACUUCGCGACAAUUUAUUUCAACAUAUUAAUCUUCCCUCCUUCUAGCCUUUCGUGGCUCUCAAUUUACAGAACCACACCCGACUACUAAUCUUUUCUCUUCCUCUUAGCUUUUUGUGGUUCAACCUAUUCAUAUGAUUACUGCAUCUGCGUGAAUGUGUCAAGGCGCUGUCCUUUAUCACUUUCCCAUAAGGCCUAGGUAACCCUUUCGACAGAGUCCAGCACAUCAGAGCCCCUUCAGCAAAACGAGAAGUCUAAAAUAUGCAGAGUUUCGUUUUCCUUUUCUGGGCACCAUUACUUGUCCCAUCAAUUUUGCUCCAAGACACGGCCAUUGGCGGGCCACAACCGUCGGGGCUUCGCCUACCACUCAAAUGAAUGACGGCGCCAGGC
This is a messenger RNA of Chara braunii, 1066 nucleotides long. Lineage: Eukaryota; Viridiplantae; Streptophyta; Charophyceae; Charales; Characeae. The record is from the annotation of a GenBank genome assembly.